Molecule: messenger RNA, 3299 nt
Organism: Zonotrichia albicollis (white-throated sparrow)
Lineage: Eukaryota; Metazoa; Chordata; Aves; Passeriformes; Passerellidae
Source: RefSeq, a predicted model, not a curated record
GCUCGCCCCGCCGCGCCUCGGGGGAUGCGGUGGAACGAGCCACAGGAAGAUCGUGCCGAGCUUGGUCGGACUCCUGCAUGUCAGAUGUGUGUGACAAAGUGAAGGGACACGUUAUGGGGAACUGGCUGGGUACUAUAACAAUUCCUCUGUCAUUGCAGUAUAUUUCUGUUGCUACCAUGGUAAGGAAAUGCUCAGACAGAAAGAGAAAUAAAAGCGUGUCUUCUUUCUGUCUGCAUAAACGGUUGGGACUGGAAGAGGCACCAUGGAAACUCCCUAGAUGGAAGGAAUGUAAAGAUUUAUAGAAAGCAGGAAAGUUACAAAACCUUUACUAAUACUUAUAACCUCUGUCUGCAGCAUCCAUGCAUAAACUGUUAGGAGAAGAUUUGUCCAGUUUUGGAUAAAAUUGUUUGUAAUGGCUUAGCUUCUAAUCUCAGGCUCUUUCUCAGGCACUGAAUGGAUUUUUUUCCACCGGUGGCUCCUGUGGUGGAAGCUACUAAAUUUUCUCCUGGUUCCCAACUGAAAUACCAGAAGGACAACUUUCAGCGUAGACUCAUACUUGACAAAGAGGAAAGUUUAAAAUAUCUCUAUGCACAAAAGAACCAAAGAUAUUCCUACUCUAUGUCUGCAGAAAGCACUCAGGACAAGCCCAGGCAUGGAGGCAUUCAGUCAGGUGGACUAGAGAGCAAGUAUCUCAUCAAGCAGACCUGCACUCUGUCAGCUAAGUCCUUAGGCAGACAUAAAGAAGGAGUGGACCGUGCAUAUCCCCUGCAACCAAUUUCUCACCACAAGAGUGCAAGCGAUCCACUGCUCAGCACUGGAAGUUCCCCCCACGUGCAGGAAGCUCCAAAUAGUAAAUCAAGCUCAAUAAGCAAAGAGAUGGUUCCAGCUGGGAGAUCUCAGUUAGCUGCAGUGCUCUGCCCUUGGACACGACAGCCUGAACCAUCAGCUCUCCAUCUCUGCAGGAGAGAGCUGGCCUACAUCCUAAAGCUGGAGGAAGAUAGAAGGAACCUAGAAGAGGCAAUUCAAAAGAAAAAGGCCCUUCUUGGAGAGAAGCUAAAGAGGACAGAGGAGACACUUAGGAGGAUUCAAAGAGAGAAGGAGCUUAUCAAGGUAGAGAAGAGAAGAGAAAGUGAAGUGGAGAGGACCCAUGAGCAAAAGGCCAUGAGGCACCCUGAAGAGAAAACUUUCAGAGCUGCAGACACGCCAGGUGUUGGGAUCUUCAGCGGGGCACAGUCUGCAGAGGACUCCAUCCCCAAGCCUGGCACCACUCCCCACCCCCAAGAACUGGCUGUGGGGAACCUCAAGGAGUGGCUGGUGGUCGCAAAACACAACAAAACAAACAACAGCAAAAUACAAGACAACAUCCCCACGGAGCAUUUAGCUUCUUGUUCAAAACUGGCCCCCAAACAGAGCCCUUCACUCUCUGCUCUCUCAGACCGAGAUUGUGACGCCCACCCAUCUGCAGAGAUGCCUCACAUGCAGGCUGCCAGUGCUGUGGAGCAGGAGGGCUUUGGACAGUGCAGCUUCUGCAAACGUAAGUUUCUCUGUGAAAGGCUUGAGAAACACAUGAGUAUCUGUGGCAAGAACCAAGACUCCAAGAGGAAAGUGUUUGACUCUAGCAAGGCCAGAGCUAGGGGAACAGAACUGGAACAGUAUCAGCAGCAGCAGCAGCAGAGCUCAAGGAGUCCUCAGAGUAAAACACCACCCAGAAAGAACAACUGGAAACAGAAGCACGAGGCUCUCAUGCACAUCAUGUCACAGGCCCGCCAGGUGGAGCAAACCCUCGCUAAGGGGAGCAAGGUCUCAGGCCUGCCCCCACUGCCUCCCAUCGACAACCCAGACUAUGUUGCCUGCACCUACUGCGGACGAAAGUUUGCUCCCCGAGCAGCUGAGAGGCACAUUCCCAAAUGCAAAAACAUAAGGAAUAGGCCCCCACCUCCACCACAGAGGAGGCUCUGAUGAGGCAGUGCCAGCUUUAUCUGCUGCUGUGAUUCCCUGCCUGGUUUUUGCCAGAUUCACAGUUAUGCACAUUUGUGUUUUCUGUAGUCUCAAUACUGGCUGCAAGCUUCUAUGUAAAGCCAGUGAACAGCUCAGGAUGAAUCAGCUGAAAAACAGAAAUUGUAUACUUUGACCUGCACCCUAGGUUGCCCCAAAAAAGAUGUCCCUUUCCUCAGCAUAAGAAGCUCAGGAUCAGAAAUUCCAGGGGUUAGAAAAGCUAGCAAUAGCAGACACUUGCUGUUUAAAUCCUUAUGUCAAUUCAUGUGCAUAGAACAAGGAUACUCUGAAUCAGCCAGGCCCGUGAGGCAACAGAACAACCAUAACAAACAGAUUUUUAAAAAUGGAGUUUUCUUCCUGCAGGCCAAGUUGCUAGGAACCUCUAAAAGCAAAGCUUUCACCCUUCCUGAAGUCAUCUACUUAUUUCGUCUUGGUUGCUGCAAUGGGAGGGAAUUAUGACAAAAAUAUAUCCCUUGUUUUCUUCUUGAGAUGGUAUUUUUCUAGAUUCUGAUUAUUAAAUGUAUUAAACUAGUUCUCUUGUGUAAAAGUUCUUUUAAAUGGUCACAGAGUGGUCUGUGUUCUCACAGUAAGAAUGACUACUUUGUAUGAGAAAGUUGCAACAAGAAACGAACAAGGAAUAAAAAAGCUCCAGAAGCUUCUUUUGCAAGUCCUCUGGUAGCAAUAGCAGCAGUUCAUGGGAACCUAGGGAAAGAUCUAAAGCAACUAGAUUAAGCUGGAACAGUCAGAAGCUGAAUAUGAAGAAAUACUCCAGCUUUCAAUGAGUGAACCAGCCACAAUGACUGAUCCUGACUCCUGAAAGAGGUUGGAGAGCUUCUGUCCUAUUGAUAUGUGAGCAGAAAUCUCAGUUCCUCGCUGAGAGAAAAAGCAGACUCAAAAGAAGGGAAAAUAAUUUACUGUAUCCAAACUGAUUGGAGAAGCAAGACCAAUGCUUUUACUUGAGAGUUUUGAAAAACAGGAUAGCAAGAGGUAGGAAAGGGGUAAAUUGAAACCUUUAUGUCAACCUCCUUGAAUUCAUGAAAGGAACAAGUGAUUUGAACACACUAGUUUAAAAAUUCAGCACCACUGCCUGUCUUCUAAUAUUAACUUUGUUUUCCUUGCACUAUGUUUUAUUGACUAUAUUUAGUAAACCUAAAGGUCAGCAGUGUAAAUAGUGACACAUGGAUACACACUAAAAAGCAUUGAUGCUGUAAAAUAAACACAUGGGACUUCUCAUAACUGACAGGCAAAUGGCUGAGAUUGAAAAGACUGACACUGUAGAUUAAAUAAAAGCUAUUAAAAUUAAA